AUGCUGGCUCAACUUCUUGCAUCUUCCCUUGCGAUCACAUAUGCGUCCGCCAACUGCCUACACGGCACCUCCUUCAUGCCCCGCGCGGAGGGCGAGGUGCAAGUGAGCAAGUUCGGCUAUACCGGGCUGCAGGGGCCGCUCAACUGGGCCGCGCUCGACCCCGCCAACCGCGCCUGCCGUCUCAGCAGCGUCCAGUCGCCUAUCGUCCUUGACGACGCCGUCCCGAAGGCCACCGAGAAGCCGAAAAUCGAGAUCGAAGCGCUUGAGGAGGCCGAGUUCGAGAACCUGGGCACGACGCUGGAAGUCGUCAUUGCGGAGGGCAAGGGGAAGACGACGUUCGCGGGCAAGGAGUUUGCACUGAAGCAGUUCCACCUGCAUACCCCCAGCGAGCACCGCAUCAACGACGAGUACUUCCCACUGGAGAUGCAUAUGGUCCAUCAGGCGCAGGAUGGAGGCAUCGCGGUCAUCGCUAUUCCCUUCCAGCUCGAUGAAGAAGGUGGCACAACCGAACUCCUCACCGCCGCCACCGAAAACCUCCAGGACGUUGCUACCCCCGGAACUGCCACUACGACCGGCGCGCUCGACUUCGCCACGCUUGUUGCGGCGGUCGAGGCCGGCCCGCUCUUCCAGUACACCGGCUCGCUGACAACGCCGCCGUGCGCCGAGGGCCUCACCUUCCUCGUCCUCGAGCAGCCCCUCCCCCUCGACAUCAAAACAUACAAUGCGCUCAAGCGCGUGAUCAAGUUCAACGCGCGCUACACGCAGAACACGCUCGGCCAGCCUAAUUUCCUCGCGCUUGCGACGGACCUGAGCGUCCGCGAGGACGGCUUGAAAGCCCCACAGCAGGCUGCGCAGGCGAACGCAACUGCGCCUGGGGUGACUCGGACGCGCACACGCACUGGCAAUGGCAAACACGGGCACAGGCACUAG
Molecule: messenger RNA, 930 nt
Organism: Mycena indigotica
Lineage: Eukaryota; Fungi; Basidiomycota; Agaricomycetes; Agaricales; Mycenaceae
Product: Carbonic anhydrase
Exons: 3
Coding region: 1-930 (309 amino acids)
Molecular function (GO): carbonate dehydratase activity; zinc ion binding
Source: RefSeq, a predicted model, not a curated record